Rhinocladiella mackenziei CBS 650.93 is the source of this 351-nucleotide messenger RNA. Its product is annotated as 40S ribosomal protein S20. The transcript has 2 exons. The coding region runs from base 1 to 351 and encodes 116 amino acids. Gene Ontology annotation, cellular component: cytosolic small ribosomal subunit; ribosome. Gene Ontology annotation, biological process: translation. Gene Ontology annotation, molecular function: RNA binding; structural constituent of ribosome. The record is from RefSeq and is a predicted model, not a curated record. Lineage: Eukaryota; Fungi; Ascomycota; Eurotiomycetes; Chaetothyriales; Herpotrichiellaceae.
AUGUCCUUCCAAAAACCUGAGAAAGACUUCGCUGAGGGGCCGAAAAUCCACAAAAUCCGAAUCACGUUGACCUCUCGCAAAGUACAAUCUCUUGAGAAAGUGUGCUCUGAGCUCCUCGAGCGCGCGAAAUCCAAGAACCUCCGCGUCAAAGGCCCCGUUCGUUUGCCGACCAAGACGCUCAAAGUUACCACGCGCAAGACGCCGUGUGGUGAAGGGUCGAAGACAUGGGAUAUGUAUGAGAUGCGAAUCCAUAAGAGAUUGAUCGAUCUCAAUGCGCCGACCGAGGUCGUCAAGCAGAUCAUUAUUAAUAUCGAGGCUGGGGUCGAGGUGGAAGUGACUAUUGCUGCAUAA